AUGUCUGUUGUUGCUGAGGAAGAUGAAAUGAAAACCAACACUGAGACCUCGUCUGACUAUUUCGGCAGACCCUUUGAUGCGGUCGGUGAUGGCAAGGAAGUCGACGCUUCACCAAAACCAUUCGGCGACUCAUGGAGGUUAACUCCAUCCCUGAUGGACCCCAACUCUUUCGCAUUCAGCGCAUUUGCGAAUCAGCCGCCUGGCUACUACACACCAACGCCUGGCGGCUUCAACACCCUCUACCACAGUCAGGCUGGCGACUUACACACGCCUGGAAUGGGCAUGAACACGCCUUUAUCGAUGCCGCAUUCGUUGCAUAGCCUGCACGCUGCCGACACAACGAUGCAUCUCCAGCACUUCAACCCUCAGUUCCUCCACCAGCACCACCCCCAGCUGUUUCAUGAUCCUUUCGGACAACACCAUCACCAACACCAGCAACAGCAUCAGCAAACAUAUGCGCCCCACCAGUUCUUACAACAUCAGGAUUCAGGAUAUGUUGAACUGGAUGGGUCUCCGCACAAGACGACUCCACAAGAGAAUCAUAUGGUGAUGGCACCAAGUGUUCAACAAGGUAUCCAGACAUCAAUGGCAGUCAUUCCAUCGAUACCUAACAUGCCUACGGGUGGAGACAAGUUUCGCUUUCACACCACGUUGAAUGCGCCAACAGCAAUGAUCAAGCACUCCGACGAGAUUCCCGUGACCUACUUAAAUAAGGGUCAGGCCUACACUCUGUCAAUAUUUGACACAAAAGCACCAAUGAUGCAGCUCAGUGGACCAGUCCGGUACAGAACAUUUGUGCGCAUCUCGUUUGAAGACGAGCAACAGAGAGCGCGGCCUGGGGCAUGCUGGCAGCUUUGGAAGGAAGGCCGCGGAACCAACGAGGCACAUCAAAGAGGCGGCAAGCUUCUUGCCGUGGAAUAUGUCGACCCUAACCAAGGUGGUGACGAUGCGAUCCGAAAGUCCCAGGUCGAGCUGGAGCAUGCGUCCUUCGAUGGUUUUGCAGUGACCUGGUAUCCGAAUCCCAAGAACGCCAUCGGGGUUCCCGACUUGACCUUGUCCUGCCGCUUCAACUUUCUCUCAACCGACUUUAGUCAUUCGAAAGGAGUCAAAGGGAUCCCAGUCCGCCUGUGCGCGAAGACUGAGCUACUCGUGCCGCAAGCUAAUGAGGCCAAUGACCCCGAGGUCUGCUUUUCGAAGGUCAAACUCUUCCGCGAUCACGGGGCUGAGCGAAAACUGUCAAACGACGUAGCUCACGUCAAAAAGACGAUCGAAAAGCUCAAGCAACAGAUUGCACAGGCAGAAGCCGGCUUGGGUGGUUCAGGAAAGAGGAAGCGCAGCGGCUCUACGGUCAAACCUUCAUCCUCGAAACCUGGAAAGGUCCUGAAACACAAGCGGACGUGGAGUGUGGACAACUCGGACGUCGAAGUUGGUCGCUCUGCCGCCGAAGAGGAUCUUCACAUGAAGCUCGUCAGUAUGCAGGAUAUGUUUUCGUCGACUCGUCCGAUUAGCGUACUGUACCUUCAAGGAGAGCCUGAGGACGAUCCAGAUCUGUUUCCCGUGAAGCUCACAGGCGGUGAUGUGGUAGAAAGAAACAUCAUGACACGGACAGAGACCUGGGAGUCCAAAGCCAGCAUUGAAUCUCCAGUAUCGAAUGCUUCACCUACAAGCAGUUCCUCAACACAGGUUACGCCGAAGCGGAAAUUCUCGGAACUGCAACAAUCCACAAUCGUCGAAGAGGCAGACGAAGACAGCGUCAUCAGCAGCCGCCAAAGAUCACCUAGGCCAACCAAGAUUCCGAAGUCUGAGGCGAGCAAACCAGAUCUGCUUGCACUGGACGUCGACAAGACCUACGAGCCACCCGCGGAGCCAGCGAUUAAACCAGUUGCGUGCUUCUAUGUACGGCAGAAAGAUGAUGGGAAAGACUACUAUCGUGCAGUCUACCUCACGCAGCGGACCGUACACGAUCUCGUAAACGGUAUCUCGCAGAAAUUCAACAUUGACGCACAUCGGGUAACAUCCGUCAUGCACGUCAAUGCAAAAGGAUUGCACAUUAUAGUGGACGAGGAUGUGGUCCGAGAGCUUCCUGAAGGCCAGGACAUGCUCGUGGAAUUCGCGCCCGGCCAGACUGGGGCAACUGCUGUGAAGCAGGAAUUCGCGUCCAAUGCCGUUACUGAAGCAAUGGUCGACGGCAUAAUCGAUCCGGCGACGACUGCAGUAUCCGAUCCGUUGGAGAUGUGGCUAAACUACUGA
Cyphellophora attinorum is the source of this 2250-nucleotide messenger RNA. Its product is annotated as Grainyhead-like protein. NCBI's taxonomy places the organism in Eukaryota, Fungi, Ascomycota, Eurotiomycetes, Chaetothyriales, Cyphellophoraceae. Gene Ontology annotation, molecular function: DNA-binding transcription activator activity, RNA polymerase II-specific; RNA polymerase II cis-regulatory region sequence-specific DNA binding. Gene Ontology annotation, cellular component: nucleus. The transcript has 3 exons. The record is from RefSeq and is a predicted model, not a curated record. Bases 1 to 2250 code for a protein of 749 amino acids. Gene Ontology annotation, biological process: regulation of transcription by RNA polymerase II.